Ambispora gerdemannii is the source of this 1248-nucleotide messenger RNA. NCBI's taxonomy places the organism in Eukaryota, Fungi, Glomeromycota, Glomeromycetes, Archaeosporales, Ambisporaceae. The record is from the annotation of a GenBank genome assembly.
AUGUUCAAUAAAUUUUUAUUAGGUAGAAAUCAACGAAAUAACUAUAACAAUCAUAAUAGAACCGCACAAACUAACGAAAAUACUAGAGUAUGCAAAAAACACAGCUGGUCAUCGCGAAGACCACAACAUGUAACAUUUAAAUCUUUAUGGGCUCACCAUACUCCAAUCAUAGAUAAAGAGAAUGUAGUAUCCGUGUCUUAUUACUCGCCAGACGUCUUAUCACAAAGUCUUCACCUGCCAGUGAGUAUAUCGGUUGUUUCGUCGUCAUCUUCAAAAAAACGGCGGCAACAUAGACACGUACAUUCGUUACCACACGAGCUGAAAACUCGGUAUAGAGUAUUACAGGAGUUAGGUUCCGGUGGUUUUGGAUUCGUUGUUUCGGCAAUUAGGCUUGCGGAUAAUCGUAAAGUCGCGAUAAAAUUCAUUUAUAAGAAUAAAAUACGUCGCUGGGCUUACGACAAGGAACUUGCCUUGGAUUUACCCAUGGAAAUAUUCGUAUUACGACGCGUCGAUCCACAUGAAAAUAUCGUAAAAUGCUUGGACAUGAUGGAAGAUAUAAAGUUCUAUUAUUUGGUAAUGGAAUAUCACGGUGCUCAAUGGUCGUCGAAUAACAACACCACAUCAUGCGAUCUAUUUGAAUGUAUCGAACAAUUUUCCGGGUUUCCCGAAUCUCGAGCACGUUAUAUUUUCCGACAAAUCGUGGAGGCAUUGUGUCAUUUGGACGCGCUUGGUAUUUAUCACCGUGAUAUAAAACUAGAGAACGUGACGAUAGACGAGCAUUUUAUGGUGAAACUGGUGGAUUUUGGGACGGCGGUGAUAAUUCCUAAAGGUGAAUCGAUAACUUUUGGUGGUUUGGUGGGAACUUAUUUUCCACCAGAAAUGAUUCAAGGACGAGAAUGGCAUCCUUGUCAUGUUCAAAUCUGGUCACUAGGUAUAUUACUUUAUCGGCUUCUUUUCUGUAUAACUCCGUUCGCAAAUAAAAAUGAUAUUUGCAUGCGCCCAUACAGGAUACCGCCUCGAGAAUGCAGUUACGAUUUAAGGGAUCUUUUAGACAAAUUGUUAGAAAAAGCUCCUGAAAACAGACCGUCAAUCUGGGAUGUGCUGAAUCAUCCAUGGGUAAACAAGACAUCGGCAUACACCAGAUUUGGAUCUUGGGAUUUCUCGACUAUCGAGUACAUUGUUCUCAGUUUAUGUGCUGCUUGGUCACCGUUGGGCGGAAGAAAUUUCGGAGCGAAUAUUGUUCGAUGA